Coregonus sp. 'balchen' is the source of this 1199-nucleotide messenger RNA. NCBI's taxonomy places the organism in Eukaryota, Metazoa, Chordata, Actinopteri, Salmoniformes, Salmonidae. The record is from the annotation of a GenBank genome assembly.
AUGUACGGUAUAUAAGUAGCAUUGGAAGAGGAGAGGUCUGUAAUGAAAUGCCUCAACAUAAUGUAGUGUUACUAUUCACUUUUCAGUCUUUUGUUUGUUGUCUUUUUACCUUCCAGCACUUGCAGUACAUUUUCCAUACCUGUGUCUCCCUCCCAUUAUUCACAGGUCUCACUGGAGGCACAGACAAUAUGAGUCUGGAAUCAGAGGUGAGGAAUCUGACAUGCGAUUGUCCCAUCGACAGCUUCAAGCGCAGCGUGUUUCCUGCUGCAUACCUGCUCUUCUUCUUCCUGGGCCUGAUAGCCAACAGUGCCUCCCUCUGGGUCUUUCUGAGCAUGUACAGGAGGAGGAGGAGCAUCACCACAGUUAACCUGUACAUGUUGAACCUGCUGUUGUCUGACCUCAUGCUGGUGUGCUCUCUGCCACUCAGGGCAGCAUACUACCUGCUGGACUCCCAUUGGCCGUUUGGGGACAUCACCUGCCGCCUGGUCUCCUACGUAUUCUACAUCAACAUGUAUGGCUCUGUCUACUUCCUGCUGGCCCUGAGUGUCAUCCGCUACCUGGCUGUAUCGCGCCCCUACACGUUCAUGAGUCUGGAGGGUGGAUCCUGUGGUUGGGUAGGGUGUCUACUCAUCUGGAUCUUUGUGUCCCUGGCCUCCGCACCACUACUGAGUACUGGGACUAUCCAGGAUGGGGAAGAGCGGACCCGCUGUCUGGAGCUGGGCAGCAGCCUGGGCACCAUCAUCCUCCUGAACCGUGCUGCCCUGGUGGUCGGCUUCACCCUGCCCUUCACUGUCAUCUCUGUCUGCUAUGUGUGUGUUCUGCUCAGCCUUAGGCAGUGUAGGGCUGGGGUGGAGGGGAUGAAGAGGCCCUCCAGGAGGAAGUCUUGUGCCCUCGUCAUCCUUGGUCUCGGCAUCUUCAUGAUCUGCUUCUUGCCCUAUCAUGUAGUACGAACACUCUUCCUGGCAGCAGAGCAGAAUGCUCAGCUAAAUGGUUGUGAGGAUUCUUGCAGCUAUCUCCAGGGGAUUCGGAAGGCUGCCGUGGUAACGCUCUGUCUUGCAGCAGGGAACAGCUGCCUAGACCCCUUCCUUUUCUUCUUUGUGGGAGAAAACUUCAGAGAUUUCUGCAUGAAAAAGGAUAGGAGACAGAGGAGAGUUUUUAACAACACAGAGAGACAAAUGUUUCAAGACUGCAGCCCAUAG